Molecule: messenger RNA, 2424 nt
Organism: Knipowitschia caucasica
Lineage: Eukaryota; Metazoa; Chordata; Actinopteri; Gobiiformes; Gobiidae
Source: the annotation of a GenBank genome assembly
AUGAGGUUGGGGGGGGGGGGGGGGGGGGGGGGGGGGGGGGGGGGGGGGGGGGGGGGGGGGGGGUGGUUUGUGACGUACGCGCGCGAGUGCGCAUGUGCAGAUGCCGUAGUCGGCCCACUUCCUGUUGCUGUCGCGUCUCUCAAACAUGGCGUGUUGUUGUCAGUGAAGGAACAUGAAAUUAACAGGACGUGGACAUUAGGACUACAUAAAGUCGUCUACAGUUGGCCUGAAUAUUACACACCGCCAAAAUGCUGUUGUUUUUGGAAAGAUUCCCUUGAGCCUGAUCAGUUGAACAAUGACAUAAGUAACAGAGAAUUGGCCACCACCGUUUUGUGGUACCUUGUUACAGACAGUCUUUUUGUCUGGGUUUUGGUAAACACUUUCUGUUGUUCGUUGAUGUUAGUUGCUAAGGUGAUUCAGUAUGUAGUGUUUGGACCGCUAAGAGUUAGUGAGAAGCAGCACUUGAAAGACAAGUUUUGGAACUUUAUUUUUUACAAAUUUAUUUUCAUUUUUGGAGUAUUAAAUGUGCAGACAGUAGAGGAAGUUGUCAUGUGGUGUUUAUGGUUCUCCGCACUGGUCUUUCUCCACCUUAUGGUCCAGCUCUGCAAAGACAGAUUUGAAUAUCUGUCAUUUUCACCCUCCACACCCAUGAAUAGCCAUGUGCGAGUGUUGUGUCUGCUAGUCUCUCUGCUCUUGGACUGCUGUGGACUGGCUGUUGGCUGUGGACUUCUUGGUGCUUCCCAUGGCAUGCACACUCUCUCCUUCAUGGCAGCAGAGUGUUUGCUGGUGACAGUCCGUACUGGUCAUGUCAUAAUGCGCUAUUCAAUUCAUUUGUGGGAUCUUAGCCAUGAUGGGACUUGGGAAAGUAAGGGAACGUAUGUCUAUUACACAGACUUCAUCAUGGAGUUAGCUAUGCUUUUCCUUGACCUUAUGCAUCACAUCCAUAUGCUGCUUUUUGGUAACAUUUGGUUGUCAAUGGCAAGUUUGGUCAUAUUUAUGCAGCUGCGCUAUCUAUUUCAUGAAGUCCAGCGCCGCCUCCGCAGACAUAAGAACUAUCUACGUGUCAUAAACAACAUGGAAGCCAGAUUUGCUGUUGCCACUCCUGAAGAGCUAGCUGCUAAUGAUGAUGAUUGUGCCAUUUGUUGGGAUGCCAUGGUUACAGCUCGUAAACUUCCUUGUGGACAUCUCUUUCACAAUUCAUGUUUGCGUUCCUGGCUUGAGCAGGACACGUCGUGUCCCACAUGCAGAAAAUCAUUAAACAUAAAUGGUGAUGGAGUUCAAACAAGAGACCAACAGCAAGGUCCAGCUCUGGAGGACAACAUGGGAGCUGCAGGGCCGGCUGUAGAGGCCAGACCACACAUUAACCAACAUAACCACUUUUUCCACUUUGAUGGGUCCCGCAUUGCAAGCUGGCUGCCAAGUUUUUCUGUUGAAGUUAUGCACACAACAAAUAUAUUGGGUAUUGCUCAAGCAAACAAUUCCCAGCUGACAGCGAUGGCCUAUCAAAUUCAGGAAAUGUUUCCACAAGUGCCCUUGUACUUGGUCAUGCAGGACUUGCAGCUGACGAGGUCUGUGGAGAUGACGACUGAUAAUAUUUUGGAGGGUCGCAUUCAAGUUCCUUUUCCUACACAGGCCAUUGAACGAGGUCCACUACAGGGGAACAGCAGCUCUGAGCCACAAGGUGAGUUUAGUGGAGCCGUAGACCAGGCUAGUACAGAGCCAGAUAAUAUUGAGGCCAGAGGGGGGCGCUUUUCCAAAUCUGCUGAUGAGAGACAGAAGAUGCUAAAACAGAGGAAAGAAGAAAUGCUUCAGGAAGCUCGCAGGAGAUUCUUGAACGUUGGUUCUGAAGAUCAAGGUUCUUUUGGAGGUAUGCUGAUGGACGAGACUCCCCUCUUUGACCCGGCCCUGCUUCAGGAGUUAGACUGGAGUAAUAACGGCAUCUCCUUUUCACCGUUCAUCUCUCCAUCAAAGCCUGGAGAGGGACUUAUACUCCGGCCACUCUGCAUAGCAGACUUCAACAGAGGCUUUUUCAAGGUUCUCUCUCAACUUACCCAAACCGGUGAUGUCACACCAGAGCAAUUCAUAAAAAAGUUUGAUCACAUGAAGAAAACUGGGGACUACUAUGUGAUAGUAGUGGAGGAUACACAUCUAGGGCAAAUUGUUGCUACAGCUACACUUAUCACGGAGCACAAAUUUAUACACUCUUGUGCAAAGCGAGGUCGAGUGGAGGAGGUAGUGGUAACCGAUGUAUGCAGAGGAAAGCAGUUGGGCAAAUUGCUGGUCGCCACUCUAAUACUACUCAGCAAAAAACUGGAAUGCUAUAAGAUCACACUGGAAUGUGCACCUAAAAAUGUCACCUUCUAUGAGAAGUUUGGCUACAAAGCUUCAGAUGAGACUUACAUGCAGUGUAGGUUUUUUGACUGA